Molecule: messenger RNA, 1752 nt
Organism: Brugia pahangi
Lineage: Eukaryota; Metazoa; Nematoda; Chromadorea; Rhabditida; Onchocercidae
Source: the annotation of a GenBank genome assembly
AUGGCGAAUAAUUCGAUAUUAGAAGAUUUACCGGAAGUGAAGCAACUUUAUCGUCAUGAGAUAGCAUUUCCAGCAUACCGCGGUGCUGAUUUACUGAGAGUACCUCGAUAUAAUAAGGGAAUGGCUUUUAGUCUAAGUGAGCGACAACAUUUGGGAAUUCACGGUCUUUUGCCAGCAGCAUUUGAAACCGAAGAGUUGCAAGUUUAUCGAGUGAUUUGUCAAUUACGAGAGGAAAAUGAUAACCUUAAAAAAUAUAUUAUUUUAGAUAAUCUUCAGGAUCAAAACGAGAAACUUUAUUAUCGUGUUGUUAUUGAACAUGUUCAUGAGCUACUACCAAUCAUUUAUACUCCAACCGUUGGCUUAGCUUGCCAAAAAUUUGGCCAUAUUUUUCGACGACCAAAAGGUAUUUAUAUUACAAUAAAUGAUAAUAGCAUCAGUAAAAUCUAUCAAAUAUUAAGUAACUGGCCAGAACAUGAUGUCAGGGCUAUUGUUGUCACCGAUGGUGAACGUAUUCUUGGUUUGGGUGAUUUGGGCGCAUAUGGUAUGGGUAUACCAAUUGGUAAACUAUCAUUGUAUGUAGCAUUUGGUGGUGUUCAACCUAAAUGGUGUCUGCCAAUUGAAUUGCUAAAAGAUCCGUUUUAUAUUGGAUUAAGACAGAAACGAGUACGCGGUACUCAGUAUGAUUUAUUGAUUGAUAAUUUUAUGAAAGCAUGUGUAAAGAGAUUUGGUCAAAAAACACUAAUACAAUUUGAGGAUUUUGCAAAUACAAAUGCAGGGCGUUUAUUAGCAAAAUAUAGAAAUGAGUAUGCGACAUUCAACGAUGACAUUCAAGGAACUGCAUCAAUUGUUGUUGCUGGCUUGUUGUCAUGCGGAAAUAUUUUGCAAAGAAAAAUGAGCGAGCAAAUAUUACUGUUUUUGGGAGCUGGGGCGGCAGCAACAGGUACCGCCGAUAUGUGCGUGCUGCAGAUGCAGCGCGAAGGUACAUCAGAAAAGGAUGCAUGCAAGCGCAUAUUUCUUAUCAAUAGCAAAGGAUUAAUUACUGUAAACAGUCCAGUAGUAAAGUCAGAGCAUCAAAAAUAUGCCAAAGAAAUGACGCAUAUGAAAGAUUUGCUCGAGAUCAUCGAGAAAGUACGACCAACCGGUAUUAUCGGUGUAUCAACCGUUCAUGGUGCAUUCUCUGAACAAAUAAUACGAAAAAUGGUUGAAAUAAACGAACGACCUAUUAUUUUUGCAUUGUCAAAUCCAACGAGCAAAUCUGAAUGUACUGCUGAAGAAGCAAUCCAAUACACUAAAGGAAAAGCAUUAUUUGCAAGCGGUAGUCCAUUUCCGGAUGUUAAUUAUGAUGGGAAGUGUUACAAGCCAGGGCAAGGCAAUAAUUCGUAUAUUUUCCCGGGAAUUGGUUUGGGUGUUGUGUUAUUUGAAGUGCGACAUAUCGACGAAGAAAUAUUUUUGAUCGCUGCUAGGGAAGUUGCGUCCAGCGUAACCGAAGAAGAUAUAAGUUUUGGUUGUAUUUACCCGAGUCUUUGCAAGAUUCGAGAGAUUUCAGUUUCUAUAGCUUUGGAGAUUGGAAAAUAUAGCUAUAAGCAUGGAAUAGCUGGUCUGUAUCCGCAACCGGAAAAUAUGGAGCAAUACAUUCGAUCACAGAUUUAUUCCGUAAAUUACGAUGAACUGAUCUAUAAGCAGUACAAUUGGCCAGUUGAGGACACCAUAAAAAGCAUUCCUGUUUUACCAGCUAAAGAGAACAAUAGUUGA